This is a messenger RNA of Euleptes europaea (tarantolino), 2122 nucleotides long. It is a transcript of the gene RAD17, whose product is annotated as RAD17 checkpoint clamp loader component. Gene Ontology annotation, molecular function: DNA clamp loader activity; chromatin binding. The transcript has 16 exons. The record is from RefSeq and is a predicted model, not a curated record. Gene Ontology annotation, biological process: mitotic DNA replication checkpoint signaling; DNA repair; DNA damage checkpoint signaling. Gene Ontology annotation, cellular component: Rad17 RFC-like complex; nucleus. The coding region runs from base 15 to 2075 and encodes 686 amino acids. Lineage: Eukaryota; Metazoa; Chordata; Lepidosauria; Squamata; Sphaerodactylidae.
UGUGUAAAGGAUCAAUGGUCAUAUGCUUCGGAUGGAAACUACAAAGGUUGAUGAUGUCAAAGAAAACUUGCAAAAGAAAGGUGAUUGAUUGGGUGGAGCCAUCUUUUACUGAUUUCUGCAAGAAUACGAAUUCCUCAUCUAGUAUCCUUCACAAGAAGACACCCACAGAUACUAAUCACCAUCAAAAAAGAAAAGAACAUUUUUCGCUCCUAGAAAGUGGCAAGAGUGGAAGGAAAAAAGGAAAGUCUUCUUCUAGAAAUGAGAGAGUUCAAAUUUCAAGACAAAAUUGCAAUGAGAUUGAACCAUGGGUAGAUAAAUACAAACCAAAAACUCAGAAUGAGCUUGCUAUACACAAGAAAAAAAUUGAAGAAGUUGAAGCCUGGUUAAAAGCUCAAGUAUUUCAAAGGCAGACCAAGCAGGGUGGCUCUAUUUUAUUGUUAACCGGUCCCUCAGGCUGUGGAAAGUCUGCAACUUUGGAAAUAUUAGCAAAAGACCUUGGCAUUCAAGUGCAAGAAUGGAUAAACCCUGUAUUAAUGGACUUCAGGAAAGAUGACUUUCAAGAUGCUUUGAACAAUGAUUUUCAGGUACUGCCCUAUCAGAGCCAAACAGUUCUCUUUCAAGAGUUUCUGCUAAGAGCAAACAAAUAUACUAAGCUUCAAAUGGUUGGUGACAUCAUGAAAACUGAGGAAAGACUUAUUCUUGUGGAAGAUGUGCCGAACCAUUUUUAUCGUGAUCCUAGCAAAUUACAUGAAAUUCUGAGGACGUUUGUGCGGACAGGCAGAUGCCCUCUUGUGUUUAUAAUAUCAGAUGGUGCAAGUGCAGCCAGCAGCCAGAGGUCUCUGUUCCCAAAAGAGAUUCACCAAGAACUGUGUAUAGCUAAUAUUAGUUUUAACCCAGUGGCUCCAACAAUAAUGCUGAAAGUUCUGAACCGAAUAACUACAAUAGAGGCAAAUACGAAUGGAGAAAAAAUUGAUGUCCCAAACAAAUCCUCAAUGGAAUUGAUUUGCAAAGGAUGUUCAGGAGAUAUUAGAAGUGCAAUAAACAGUCUUCAGUUUUCUUCUUUGAAAGAGUGCUCAUUGGAGAACAACUUGUGGUCACAGAGAAAAGGGAAUUCUACAUUAAAAUGUGAUUUAUUAUGUAAAGUGAAAAAGAAAAACUCUUUAGAAGGCCAGGAGCUACAAGCUGUCGGUAGCAAAGAUGCAUCCAUCUUCCUUUUCCAUGCUUUGGGGAAAAUACUUUACUGCAAAAGGGAGCAAAUAAUGGAGUUGGGCUUUCCUUGCCUACCAGCUCAUUUAUCACAACACGAACGAAGCCCCUUGCUUGUGCAACCUGAGGAUGUCAUAGAAAAAUCACACAUGCCUGGGGAUUUAUUUAAUUUAUAUCUGCAUCAAAACUAUGUAGACUUUUUCUCUGAUAUAGAGGAUCUUGUGAGAGCUAGUGAAUAUCUGAGUACUGCUGACUUGCUCUGCAGCAACUGGGAUGCACGACCUACACUCCAGGAGUACAGUGCAUCUGUGGUCGCAAGAGGCAUGAUGCAUUCAAACAGAGCUAGAGCCUUUGCCCACAGCAAAGGAGGAAUGGGCUUUCGACCCCUUCAUAAACCACAGUGGUUCCUAAUUAAUAAGAAGUAUCAGGAAAACUGCAUUGCUGCAAAAUCCCUCUUCUCAAGUUUCUGCUUACCACCACUGUGUCUUCAGACCCAGCUAUUACCUUACCUUGCCCUGCUGACAAAUCCAAUGAGAAAUCAAGCUCAGAUAACAUUUAUUCAGGAUGUUGGAAGGCUCCCUUUAAAGAAACACUUUGGAAGGCUGAAGCUUGAAAUUCUUACUGAUAAAGAUUCUGCCAUUCAAGUCUUGGACAGCGAUGAUGAAAGUGAUUUUGCUGGAAUGCAGUCCACAAAUGUGAAGGUCCAACUGGAGAACAAUACUAGUGAAAGGAAUGAGUCAGAUGAGUGUCUUCUUUCAGCCAGUCAGGCUCUUGGAAAUGAACUGUCAUGCAGCCAACCUCAGCCUGUGACCGCACAAGCAAUCAUGGAGGACGAUGAGCUAAAUAUAGAGGAAUAUGAUACUGACUGAACAAUGGAAAAUGGCAACACCAAUGCUGUUAUAAUUUCAGUUGAAUA